GUUGAAGCUGAGUAAAGUUGAAGUUCCAAAGUGGACUUUCUGCUCUUGCCUAAGUUUUGAGUCCCCCCCGCCCCGCGCCAGAGCUACCCGGGGGACUGAUGUCAACAUCUACUCCGUUUCUUCCGUCCGCCUUGCACAAGCAAUCGAUAUUCUUUAGGACUUGAAUAGCAACAUGACGGCAACAAAAAUCUCACCUGCUCUGAAGCAACUCCUCAACACCAAUGCUCAUCCACCCAGCCUUCAAUCCUCGGCAUUCCAUCAUCAAUUGAAGCGACUACUCGCCGAUUUCCAUCAAACGGCUUCCGAAAAGAAACUCACCUCAGACAGUUGGACGAUUUUUUCAACUGCAGCCCUCGUCUCUCUCAAUCGACCGAGCGCAUUCGAACCAUUCUGGGCAUCAUUGAAGUCAACAACCAGUAGUAACGAGAAGGCAUCAGUUUAUAAUGCAAGCCUGGUCAGGGAGACUGCAUUGAAGUCGAUUUCGUUUAUCGGCAUAGCCAAAUCGAUCAAUGCCUUGAACACAUUCAGAGCAGUGUUAGAAAAAUCUAACUCAGAUCUACUCCCACAACUAGAUCAACAAAAGCCCAGAAGAAUACCCGAUCUGAAUGAGAACUCGAUCGAGAAGAUAUCUCAGCGAGCAUUAGGAACUUGGAAAUCAAUCUAUAGACCAUUAGAUGACAAGUUAAUCUCCAAACUCUCGGCCGCCCAUCCCGACUUACCGGUCCACAUCUUACAUUCACAUUACGGCCCCUUACUCUCUGAUCCUGCGAGCGACCCAGGACCGAUUGGCAGGAUCGGCACUAGUCUGAUCGCCGUAGGCACCCUUCGAGCCGCUGGUAAUCUCGGCCCUCAAUUACUCUCUCAUGUCUACGGUCUCAAGAAAGCUGGCGAAGAGCUCCAACAAGUCGGCGAACCUUCACUGGGCCAAGGUACUCAAUGGUUAACCUCAGAUACAGGCGCCGAAUGGAUCAUCAAUAGCAUCGAUCGCUUGUCUCAGUUGAUUUCAGACUCUGAGGCGCAUCCCACCCCCACUUCAAAAAUUUGAACAGUUCAACAUCAUCCUGGUCAUUUCUUCAUCUCUAUUUCCAUUUCUUGUAUCUCCAAAAAGGACAACUGGCUCAUAGACAGAUGCAAACUUCUCUAUCAUCUUGAACAAUACAAAAAUCAUAUCAAUCAGUUGCUCCAAAAACAUGUUCUUCAUGUUUUAUUCUUGUAUGACCUCUUGAACAGUUCUAAUUAUAGAUUUCGCACUGCCUCGCCAACUCUUGAUCACAAGCCCUCAUUAAAAAUUAACACUGAGACAAAUUUCUAAGACAGCAAAAUAAUCCCUAUACUCUAUCUAUAUAAGAACUAUCUCAUAUUAUACAUCCUCAAUAAUAAUCCAUCCCUUGGUGAAUAAAAAAUGGCAAAC
Molecule: messenger RNA, 1411 nt
Organism: Puccinia graminis f. sp. tritici CRL 75-36-700-3
Lineage: Eukaryota; Fungi; Basidiomycota; Pucciniomycetes; Pucciniales; Pucciniaceae
Exons: 2
Coding region: 173-1045 (290 amino acids)
Source: RefSeq, a predicted model, not a curated record